CCCAUGUGCAAUGUCUGCGUCUCCAUCGUGAUUGCUCCAAUUGUGCUAAACGAGAUAAAUUUUUUGGAACCAUCAUCAUAUACGCCGACUAUACAAUCUUAUCUCUCAUCCACGCCAUACUUGAACAUCGGCCCUCCAAUACUCUGUCGCUAUAGUCUCUUCGUCUCUGCGUCCUCCUUAAGCUCUCCUCGGCCCCAUUGUCACCCCCAACCGGUCGCUGUAUGCCCCGAGUCCCAUCGUCGUCGUUGACCUGGCUUUGCCGUUGCUCUCACAAUGUUGCAUGCAAUCGCUCAUGCAGACCCCUUCUGCGCCAUGCCAUUACCUCGACUCAAUGCUGCCCUGUCCGUCAGAUAGCCAGAUUCUACUCAGAUCCUCGUGUCCAUGUCGAGAGUCUUGACAAGACUCUCGACGCACACCGAGAACAUAAUCGCAGCCGAACGUGCAGAUAUGAUCCUUCGGGGCCUUCUGGACCUUCAUCACCUCGCCACACUCCCAAAGAGACCUAUGUCUACCGUCCGCGAGGUUUAAAAGAUUCGUCGCCCGAGCCGUCGCCUGAGCCGUCGCCUGAGCAUGACACCCCUAGCCAGCUUAGAUCUAGUCACAAAGACAAGGCAGCCGCACAGCGUGCUAGACGGUUACAAGCCAAUGCAGGAAGAUUUGCCGAUCAUACAUUUCAGUGGAAGCCUAUGGUCGACAGGAACUGCCCCCUCACCAUGCUUCUCCCUUGGCUCAGUCAUCAGGAACCUCGCAAGGACGCUUACGCAACGGCAAUUGACUAUGUGACCGAAGAAAUCCAUGCCUUUGACCGGUACACCACGUUGAACUCUGAUGAACAGAGUGCUGCUGAGAUGGCCCUCCAAGACCUCAAAACCGUUGUGAAAGAUUUUGACCAACACUUAGAAGUUGAUGUCAUCGGCUCCCGCGCCACUGACAUUGCUGACCCUCUCUCCGACCUCGAUGCCAAUGUCUGGCUGCCCGAAGACUUCUCCUCUUCCAAACCUCACAUGACCUCCGAUCACAUCAUUGACGCCCUCCAAGCCAAAAUUGACAAUUGGCAGUCCACCCAUCAAGGUCUACCAUGUCCCAUCGAGCUCAUAUUUCACGUUCGAAAGGCCGUGGUCCCUAUCCUCUCAUGCCGUCAUCCUCCCACCGGCCUUUCCAUUCAGAUCCAGUCUACCCCGAGGACCGUUGAUAGCACCCCGUGGGUCACAUCCGUCAUAAACGAGUUUCCCACACUACCAGCCUUGUUCAAAGUCCUCCGCCAAACCCUCCUCAUUCGUGGACUGAACGAUGGCGCUCGUGGUGGUCUGACCUCUUAUCCUCUCCUCAACAUGAUUGUCGCAUCCCUUAGCAUGUCUGAACACAAGACUCCGGCGGACAACGCCGGAAUGCAGCUCAUGGACUUUCUCAACAUGUAUUGCGAAAUCGACCUCAAUAAAAGUGGUGUCUCCAUUCGUCCCCUAGGCUACUUCCCAAAGCAAGAAUUUGCCGAGGAAAACUCAAUUGCUGCCCUGGACCCUCAUACAGCUGACUUGUACUGGGAGGAGCUGGAAGGCCAGGCCGUGAUUCGGCGGAGAGCAAAACGAUUUAACCACAUUUUGGCAUUUCAAGACCCACUCGAUCCCGUCAACAACAUCGGCCGGAAAGCCACCCGAAUGAGAGAUGUGCAAGAAACCUUGAUUCGGCUGCGCCAUCAAUUACAGCUCAGUAUCCGUGUAUGGGACGCAUCGAGGAACUAUUACGGCGAUUUCCAGGACUUCAGGCAUGAAGCAAAAUCCCUUGGCAGAGAUGCAAGCCUGCUCAAGGUGCUCCUAGAAGCAGACUAUCGCAUCUAUGAACAUAAACGCCGCGCCUUGACCAAAGCAUUUCGCAAGACCUCAUCAAUUGGCAACCCAGUUGCAACACUCGACCUUGAAGAAUUCCGGACUGUCUUGAACCCUGGGGGCUUGGUUGGCGAACAUCCUACCCCAACGGCAGAAACAGCUGGCUCCGGAGAUUCCGGUCCGAAGAUUUCUGAUACUCUGGUCGCUCAAUGGGAUGAAAUGCUAGGCGACAUGUUUCACCGUGAUGGGGCAAACAAACACCGACAGGAUGAUAACUCUACACCUGACCUGGCAGACCCCUCCAAAUCUAACAAUGUUGCCACUAAACAGGUUAACAAAAAAGGAGGCUUACGUCCAAAUGCACAAUCCAGACGCAGGACCUGAAUAUACUUGUAGUUUUAUAUAGUUUUGGGCAAAGUUCUGGCACCUGAUUCGACACAUAGUGGAAUGGUGUGUCAACUGUGAAGUCUAGAUUGUAUAACAGAGAAGACCACGUUGGGGUGGCAUGCGCAUGCCUUAACGCAUCUUGAUGAGACACUUC
Messenger RNA from Exophiala mesophila, 2364 nucleotides. RefSeq lists its product as uncharacterized. The transcript has a single exon. Gene Ontology annotation, molecular function: mRNA binding; poly(A) RNA polymerase activity. The record is from RefSeq and is a predicted model, not a curated record. Gene Ontology annotation, cellular component: nucleolus; TRAMP complex. Lineage: Eukaryota; Fungi; Ascomycota; Eurotiomycetes; Chaetothyriales; Herpotrichiellaceae. Gene Ontology annotation, biological process: RNA 3'-end processing. The coding region runs from base 222 to 2207 and encodes 661 amino acids.